Trifolium pratense (red clover) is the source of this 1408-nucleotide messenger RNA. RefSeq names its product protein trichome birefringence-like 34. The transcript is spliced from 5 exons. Gene Ontology annotation, cellular component: Golgi apparatus. Gene Ontology annotation, molecular function: O-acetyltransferase activity. Lineage: Eukaryota; Viridiplantae; Streptophyta; Magnoliopsida; Fabales; Fabaceae. The record is from RefSeq and is a predicted model, not a curated record. The coding region runs from base 65 to 1291 and encodes 408 amino acids.
GCUACAAGCUUAAUAAAGGAGAAAGAGUUACAAAAUGAGAAGAUGAAAAAAAAACUGAAAGUAAAUGGCAAUUAAGGCACACCAAGUAGUAGUACUAGGAAGCAAUUUUGGAAUCAAAAUCACUUUUCAUUCUCUUGUAGCAAUUUUAACAACUAUUCUAGUUGUCACUGCCAUAUAUUUUACACAAGAAGGAGGACAAUGGUUUCUUCAAGAGACUAUAUCUUCUGAAUCAUUGUUAAAAUGUAACUUGUUUGAUGGCAAGUGGGUUUAUGACAAUGAAUCUAAUCCACUCUACAAAGAACAACAAUGUAAGUUCAUGUCGGAUCAAUUGGCUUGUGAGAAAUUUGGAAGGAAGGAUCUUGACUACCAAAAUUGGAGAUGGAAGCCUCAUCAAUGUGACCUACCAAGGUUCAAUGCCACAACAUUGCUUGAAAGGCUAAGGAACAAGAGGCUUGUGUUUGUUGGGGAUUCACUCAAUAGAGGCCAAUGGGUUUCAAUGGUCUGCCUUGUUGAAUCUUCACUUCCCCCAACUCUCAAAUCCAUGCAAACCCUUGCCAAUGGUUCACUCAACAUUUUUAAGGCUAAAGAAUACAAUGCAACCAUCGAGUUCUAUUGGUCCCCAUUACUUGUAGAAUCAAAUUCAGAUGAUCCUGUAAACCAUAAGGUACCAGAUAGGACUGUGAGAGUCCAAGCCAUUGAGAAACAUGCUAAGUAUUGGACUCAUGCAGACAUUAUAGUUUUCAACACUUUCCUUUGGUGGAGAAGACAAGCGAUGAAUGUUUUGUGGGGGUCAUUUGGAGACCCUAAUGGAGUAUACAAAAAGGUAAAAAUGGUGAGAGUGUAUGAGAUGGCCUUGAGGACUUGGUCAGAUUGGUUGGAAAUGCAUAUUAAUCGUAACAAGACCCAAUUAUUUUUUGUUUCUAUGUCACCUACUCACCAAAGGGCUCAUGAAUGGGGAGGAACAAAGGGUGAAAAUUGUUACAAAGAAAGAGAUCAAAUAACAAAAGAGGGAUAUAAUGGAAAUGGUUCAGUUCCUAAAAUGAUGCAAGUGGUUGAAAAUGUUCUACAAGAUUUAAAAACAAGAGGUUUAAAUGUUCAAAUGCUUAACAUCACACAACUUUCAGAGUACAGAAAAGAAGGUCACCCUUCAAUCUAUAGGAAGCAAUGGGAGCCUUUAACAGAAGAACAAAUAUCAAAUCCAAAAUCUUAUGCAGAUUGCAUACAUUGGUGCCUCCCUGGUGUGCCUGAUACAUGGAAUGAACUUCUUUAUGCUUAUAUUUUUCAUAGAUGACAAAUAUUUGAUAUUGAAAAUUUCAUGCCAGUUUUAAUUGUUUUGUUGUAUCUUGUUUUUUCUUGAUGUUGACUGAGGUGAGGGAAGUUGAAGUGUAAAGAAUAUUGUCAUCCCUAA